UAAAUAGGAAGAAAAUGUGCCAGGGUCUCCACAAUACGGGAAACCAUGGGUUCAAAUGGAACCUUUCUAGACAAUGAAGAGGCACCCACUUAUGCUCCAUCAAUUCCAGUUCCUAAUGUUCAAGAGCUGGUGAGGAAGGAUCCUUUUCAGGUUCCACAAAGAUAUGUUAGGAAAGUGGAAGAUAGGCCAAAAGAUACUGAUACGUCAUAUCUUUCUUCAUUUAUUCCUGUCAUUGAUUUGUCUUUGCUGUUAAUGGGAAACAAUGAGGAGCUAAACAAACUGGAUCUGGCUUGCCGAGAAUGGGGUUUCUUUCAGGUAUGUAUUGUUAGUGAAAGAAUAUGCAGGGUGGUAAAUCAUGGAGUUGCAAAGCAAGUAUCGCAGAAAAUGAAGGAUGCUGCAGCCGAGUUUUUUAAGCUUUCACUAGAAGAGAAAAACAAGUAUGCCAUGCCCUCAGACGACAUACAAGGGUAUGGGCAUGCAUAUGUCGUUUCCGAAGAUCAAAUACUGGACUGGUCGGAUGCACUCAUACUUUUGGUUCACCCCUCACAUUAUAGGAAGCUCAAGUUUUGGCCCAAUUCACCAAAAGGGAUCCAGGAAAUCAUAAAAGAAUAUUCAAAUGCAAUCCGAAAAGUUGCAACUGAGCUCUUUCAAUCAUUUUCUCUGAUCAUGGGAAUGGACAAGGAAGCUCUGCUUGGACUGCAUAAACAAUUGGUGCAAGCUUACCGAGUGAACUACUACCCUCCCUGCUCCAAACCUGACCAAGUACUAGGUGUUAGCCCACAUUCAGACACAAGCACUAUAACCAUACUUAUGCAGGAAGAUGAUGUGUGUGGAUUGCAGAUUAAGAAUAACAACGAGUGGGUUCCGGUUAAUCCAAUCCCAGAUGCACUGGUGGUGAAUGUCGGCGAUGUCUUUGAGAUAUGGAGUAAUGGCAAGUACAAGAGUGUUGAGCACAGAGCAGUUGCAAAUUAUAGUAAGGCAAGAAUUUCUUAUGCAUCAUUCCUGUUUCCGCACGAUGAGGUAGAGAUUGAGCCCCUAAGUCACAUGGUCGACUCAAAAACAAAACAGCAGCUUUAUAAAAAAGUGAGAUAUGGGGAGUAUUUGAGAAGCUCCAUGAAUAAAAAAAUGGAGGGCAAAGCACAUACCCAGAUGGCUAAAGAUUGA
Messenger RNA from Gossypium arboreum, 1164 nucleotides. Its product is annotated as protein SRG1-like. NCBI's taxonomy places the organism in Eukaryota, Viridiplantae, Streptophyta, Magnoliopsida, Malvales, Malvaceae. The record is from RefSeq and is a predicted model, not a curated record. Bases 46 to 1164 code for a protein of 372 amino acids. The transcript is spliced from 4 exons.